GCCGUCUCAGUUAAUCAUUUUCUCACGCAAACCUUCAGCUAUGGAUCCCUUUUCCCCUUCCUCCUCCUCCGCAAUCGCGCGCCAAACUUGGGAAUUGGAGAACAACAUCGUCUCCGCGGCGUCCGACGCCGCUGAUUCCUCCUCCGACGCGAUCUUCCAUUUCGACGCGGCGGCGCAGGCGAAGUUCCAGCAGGAGAAGCCGUGGGCGAACGACCCACACUACUUCAAGCGCGUGAAGAUCUCCGCCCUAGCUCUCCUCAAGAUGGUCGUACACGCGCGCUCCGGCGGCACGAUUGAGGUCAUGGGGCUUAUGCAGGGGAAGACCGACGGCGACGCCAUUAUUGUCAUGGACGCUUUUGCCCUCCCCGUGGAGGGCACCGAGACUAGGGUUAAUGCGCAGGCGGAUGCCUAUGAGUAUAUGGUUGAGUAUUCGCAGACCACGAAGGAGGCUGGUAGGCCAGAGAAUGUGGUAGGAUGGUAUCACUCUCAUCCUGGUUAUGGAUGUUGGCUUUCCGGUAUCGAUGUCACCACACAAAUGCUAAACCAGCAAUACCAGGAGCCCUUUCUUGCUGUUGUUAUUGAUCCUACAAGGACGAUUUCUGCUGGAAAAGUAGAUAUCGGUGCAUUCAGGACAUAUCCAGAAGGGUACAAACCCCCAGAUGAGCCGGUCUCUGAGUAUCAAACGAUCCCCUUGAAUAAAAUUGAAGACUUUGGUGUGCACUGUAAACAGUACUAUGCAUUGGAUGUCACAUAUUUCAAGUCUUCUCUUGAUUGCCAUCUCUUGGAUCUACUAUGGAAUAAGUAUUGGGUAAACACCCUUUCUUCUUCUCCUUUGCUGGGUAAUGGAGACUAUGUUGCUGGUCAAAUCUCCGACUUGGCUGAGAAAAUAGAGCAAGCUGAUAAUCAUCUGUCUCAUUCGCGCUAUGGAACCUUGUUAUCAGCUCCCCAAAGGAAGAAGGAGGAAGAAUCUCAACUCAGCAAGAUAACUCGCGACAGUGCCAAGAUAACUGUAGAGCAGGUUCACGGAUUGAUGUCACAGGUCAUCAAGGAUAUUCUCUUUAACUCAGUAAACCGCUCCCAUGGAUCUCAACCAGAGUCAUCCAGUCCUGAACCCAUGGUCGAAUCCUGAGCCAUUGGCGAAUGACCUAUCAUAUUUUUCUGUGCGUGGACCUUUCACUUGUUCUGCAGGGUAGCCACAGCUAGAUUUGUCUAAAGAUGGCAUUGGAGUGUUGAUAAUGUAGUACUAUCUCUCUUAUUAUUGCUUCUCAAAAAUUAGUGAUAUAUAUUUGCUGAGUUUCUUGUUUCA
Messenger RNA from Salvia splendens (bonfire salvia), 1306 nucleotides. RefSeq names its product COP9 signalosome complex subunit 5a-like. The record is from RefSeq and is a predicted model, not a curated record. Gene Ontology annotation, molecular function: protein binding; metallopeptidase activity. The transcript is spliced from 6 exons. Bases 41 to 1129 code for a protein of 362 amino acids. Lineage: Eukaryota; Viridiplantae; Streptophyta; Magnoliopsida; Lamiales; Lamiaceae.